GCUCAUCUCUGUCCUGUGGUUGGAUCUCCAGAGCUUCAGAAUCUAGAGGCUCGCUGUCUGAAGCCUGCUGCCCAGCAAAGUCUCCUCUCUGUGGGCUCAGUGAGGCUAGGGUUAGGGGUUAGAGCUGGAGCUCUCUGUCCAUGGCUAAACUACCGGUUACUUCUACUUACUGAGCUCUGGUGCCUCAAGGUUUUCACAAAGGAUUGGCUGGAGAGGGAAGGGAGGGAGAGAGGAGGGUUUGGGGGAGGGAGGCUGUUUUUCUACCUCCUUUUCUCCCUGUCUUUUUUAGAAUGACCCAGCCCACCUCUGAUGUCACUGGUCUGAGAAAAAUAGUAAAUAUCAGAAGAACCUCCUCCUAAAAGUUUCACAUCUUCCACCAUUCCUGUCCCGGUUUCUUUUUUUUAAGGAAAUCAGUUUGAACUCUCUUUGUUUGGGGGUAGGGACAGCAGACACACACACAGGUCCAGGUCUGCCCCAGUAACCCCCAUCGCACUAGUACUCCAAACUCACCAGCCUCUUUCUGGGUUACUCCUCUGUGCUUAGACCCCUCUGUGUGAGUCAGUCAGACUCCCUCCAUCCCUUCCUCCCCAGGCUGUAGUGAUAGAGUUCAUGCUGUGCCACAGUAAUCCUGAUGUCGUCUCUGGGUUUACAGCAGCUUCCUUUAGACACUAUGUAAUACAGACAGCUGUGCGUGAGUGGAUGUUUGUGUGGUGUUUGUAGGUCACACUGAUUUGUAGAGAGAUGCAAAGGAGACCCCAGGUGUAUGGAGAGACCCUCUUCCUCACCUCCCCUCCUCCCUCCCUCAGCCAUGUGAGAUGUCAGAAAGAGAGCAGAUGAUGUACAUGUAACCCACCAGAUGGGGAGUUUCAUGUCACACACACUUCCAGAUAGAACGCUGGAAUGAGAAGAAGGGAAUCAGGGGAGAGUAAAGUAGGAGAAGAGGGCCCUUUUUUUCCUAGGACUUAGUAACUGCUUCCUGCUCUUGUCCCAGAUUUGUGUGUGUGUCCACGUGCGUUCUGGGCAGACUUCACUCUUGCAUGACUAACUGUGGUCAUCCGCUAUGAAAUGACCAGUAAUGGCGGUUAAGCCUUCACUGUCUCUACCGCUCUUUCUUCUUCCCUAUAUCUCCCUCCUUUCCUCCCCUUCUCUCUCUGCUUCUAAUCAGAGUAUGAUGGUAUGACAGUCAUAAGGCUCUAUGUUGAGUGGUGCUGGGAAAGGGGAGAUGAAUAGAACAGGGAUAGAAGGCAGUAGAGAGGAGAAGAUAAUGACAGAUACAUGGAGAGGAAGAUGUAGGAGACGGGCAGUUAAAUGGUGCUGUAAAUUCAUCUCAAUUUCCAGAGAUGAAAACCAGCUACUGCCUUUGUCUCCUAAUGAUAAUAUUUGUGUAAUGAGAGACUGAGAAGCUUAGAGCUGUAGUACUGCCAGGGAGAGAGAGACCGAGAAAGAGGGAGCUGGCUGGGCUCAGAAGAGGAGUGUUACAGCCUGAGUUUAAAAUGUAUUACAUUUAGAUUUUGCGUCACCGGCCUACACACAAUACCCCAUAAUGUCAAAGUGGAAUUAUGUUUUAGAAAUGUAUACAAAUUAAUAAAAAAUGAAAAGCUGAAAUGUCUUGAGUCAAUAAGUAUUCAACACUUUGUUAUGGCAAGCCUAAAUAAGUUCAGGAGUAAAAAUUAGCUUAAUAAGUUGCAUGGACUCUGUGUGUAACAAUAGUGUUUAACAUGAUUUUUGAUUGACUACUUCAUCUCUGUACCCCACACAUACAAUUAUCUGUAUGGUCCCUCAGAUGAGCAGUGAAUUUCAAACGCAGAUUAAAUCACAAAGACCAGGGAGGUUUUCCAAUGCCUCGCAAAGAAGGCACCUGUUGGUAGAUGGAAAGAAAAUAAAUCUGACAUUGAGUAUCCCUUUGCGCAUGGUGAAGUUAAUAAUUACACUUUGGAUGGUGUAUCAAUACACCCAGUCAUUACAAUGAUACAGGCGUCCUUCCAAACACAGUUGCCAGAGAGGAAGGAACCCGCUCAGGGAUUUCACCAUGAGGCCAAUGGUGACUUUAAAACAGAGUUGAAUGGCUGUGAUUGGAGAACUGAGAAUGGAUCAACAACAUUGUAGUUACUCCACAGUACUAACCUAAAUGACAGUGAAAAGAAGGAAGCCUGUACAGAAUACAAAUAUUCCAAAACAUGCAUCCUGUUUGCAAUGAGGCACUAAAGUAAAACUGCAAAAGCUGUGGCAAAGAAAUUAACUUUAUGUCCUGAAUACAAAGCAUUAUGUUCGGGGCAAACACAACACAGCACUGAGUACCACUCUUCAUAUUUUCAAGCAUGGUGGUGGCUGCAUCAUGUUAUGGGAAUGCUUGUUAUCGGCAAGGACGAGGGAGCUUUUUAGGAUGAAAAGAAACAGAAUAGAGUUAAGCACAGGCAAAAUCCUAAAGGAAAACCUGGUUCAGUCUGCUUUCCAACACACUGGGAGACAUUCAACUUUCAGCAGGAUAAUAACCUAAAACACAAGGCCAAAUAUCCACUUGAGCUGGUGCAAUCAAUUACCUUCAGAAGUAACAUAAUUAGUUAAAUAAAGUGUCACGUGAUCUGUCACGUGAUCUCAGUAUAUAUACACCUGUUCUGAAAGGCCCCAGAGUCUGCAACACCACUAAGCAAGGGGCACCACCAAGCAAGCUGCACCAUGAAGACCAAGGAGCUCUCCAAACAGGUCAGGGACAAAGUUGUGGAUAAGUACAGAUCAGGGUUGGGUUAUAAAAAAAUAUCAGAAACUUUGAACAUCCGACGGAGCACCAUUUAAAUCCAUUAUUAAAAAAUGGAAAGAAUAUGGCACCACAACAAACCUGCCAAGAGAGGGCUGCCCACCAAAACUCACGGACCAGGCAAGGAGGGCAUUAAUCAGAGAGGCAACAAAGAGACCAAAGAUGAAGGCGCUGCAAAGCUCCACAGCGGAGAUUGGAGUAUCCAAUGUGCCCAUAGGACCACUUUAAGCCGUACACUCCACAGAGCUGGGCUUUACGGAAGAGUGGCCAGAAAAAAGCCAUUGCUUAAAUAAAAAAAAUAAGCAAACACGUUUGGUGUUUGCCAAAAGGCAUGUGGGAGACUCCCCAAAUAUAUGGAAGAAGGUACUCUGGUCAGAUGAGACUAAAAUUGAGCUUUUUGGCCAUCAAGGAAAACGCCAUGUCUGGCGCAAACCCAACACCUCUCAUCAUCCUGAGAACACCAUCCCCACAGUGAAGCAUGGUGGUGGCAGCAUCAUGCUGUGGGGAUGUUUUUCAUCGGCAGGGUCUGUGAAACUGGUCAGAAUUGAAGGAAUGGUGAAUGGCGCUAAAUACAGGGAAAUUCUUGAGGGAAACCUGUUUCAGUCUUCCAGAGAUUUGAGACUGGGACAGAGGUUCACCUUCCAGCAGGACAAUGACCCUCAGCAUACUGCUAAAGCAACACUCAAGUGGUUUAAGGGGAAACAUUUAAAUGUCUUGGAACGGCCUAGUCAAAGCCCAGACCUCAUUCCAAUUGAGAAUCUGUGGUAUGACUUAAAGAUUGCUGUACACCAGCGAAACCCAUCCAACUUGGCCUCCCGAGUGGCGCAGUGGUCUAAGGCAGUGCUAGCUGUGCCACUAGAGAUCCUGGUUCGAAUCGAGCUCCAGGGAUGUAUCUCAGUUGGUGGAGCAUGGCGUUUGCAACGCCAAGGUUGUGGGUUCGAUUCCCACGAGGGGUAUAUACAUUUUUUAUUAAAAAUAAUGUAAGUCGCUCUGGAUAAGAGCAUCUGCUAAAUGACUUUUUUUUUUUUUUACCUUGAAGGACCUGGAGCAGUUUUGCCUUGAAGAAUGGGCAAAAAUCCCAGUGGCUAGAUGUGCCAAGCUAAUAGAGACAUACCACAAGAGACUUGCAGCUGUAAUUGCUGCAAAAGGUGGCUCUACAAAGUAUUGACUUUGGGGGGGGGUGAAUAGUUAUGCACGCUCAAGUUUUCUGUUUUUUUUGUCUUAUUUCUUGUUUGUUUCACCCCCCAAAAAAAAGUGGUAGGCAUGUUGUGUAAAUCAUAUGAUACAAAAGUCAAGGGGUGUGAAUACUUUCUGAAGGUACUGUAUACAGUAUAGUUAACACCAUCACUCAACACUCAUGUUUAUGUAUAUAUGAAUGACAGCAGGAUAGAAAAUUGCAUGGGUGGUUUUGUUUAUUAGUGGUAUUUGUGUGGUACACAUUCCACUCAUGUCCGUUUUAUGACUACUCCAGUGUGAUGUCAUCAGACUGGCAGCCAUAUUAAUUACCCAUGAGUCCUCAUUCCAGGAGACACACACAGAGAGCUGUAUGGCAGCCAAGCUCCAUCGUGCCACUAAACUGUGUGUGUGUGAUCAGAAUGGUCCCUGGUGUUGUUUUGUAUCAUGCCUCGGACAGAUGGGCCGUGUCCUCAUUUGGCUGGAACGACAGAGGUCUGAGAGAUGGAGAGGAAGAGAAAUGGAGAGGGAGGGAGUGAAGGAAAGAUUGGUUGGUCUGCAGGGCAACUAAUGCAAUCUUUUUCACUGAGUCAGCAGUUUCUGUUUUCUGUUUACAUUCAUGUUUGUUUGUUUGUGUGUGUGUGUGUUUGUAAGAAAAUCAAUGCUGAAGUGAUGUUAGUUCCCAUGGCAAUGGCGGCCUCCGUGUACUUACCACAAAUGCCUUUUUUGCUAAGUUCGCCAUAUUGUACAUUGCUCUCAUUACUCUUUUUUUGUAAAGGCAUUAGCGCACUACACAUGAUCCCAAUCCUAGCUCCAAGACAGCGGCAAAAAUAAAAAAUAAAAACUAGAUUGGCACAUUGAACCAUGUUGCGUGCCUUAGUUUAAGAACUCUGUGGGUAGUGCUAAAACAAUGUUGUAAUAUCUGAAUUCCUACAUCUUUAUGCACCUUCGCCAUUGCAUUUGUUACUCUUGUAUUUGUUAGUGUUCUAGGAUUCUAUUUAGCCUAGGAUCUCCUGUGUUUAAGAGUGUUUAACCAUGACGUUGUCUACAAGUCUUUUACUCUUUCUCUCUCUCUCUCGCUCUCUUUCUCUCUGUAGGUAUGUAUCUGUCUGACCUGACAUAUAUAGACUCAGCGUAUCCCUCUACUGGCAGCAUCCUGGAGAACGAACAGAGAUCCAACCUCAUGAACAACAUCCUGAGGAUUAUAUCUGACCUGCAACGCUCCUGCACCUACGGUACAUGCGCGCGCACACACACACACACACACACACACACACACCUCCCUGCUCCAUAUCCUAAGACCAUUCUCUCGGUCUCUGUAGAUAUACCAGUGUUGCCUCAUGUCCAGAAGUAUCUAAACUCAGUCAGGUACAUCGAGGAGCUACAGAAGUUUGUGGAGGAUGACAACUACAAGUGAGUAGUGGCUCUGUUACGUUAAUGGAGUUUGAUAAGGUGACAUUUAUUGGAAGUCAUAAUCAGGUGUGUUUAGUGUCUACUUCAGGUGUGUGGAAUGUAAUGUGGUCCUCAUGUGUAAUGUUGUGUUCAGGUUGUCGUUGAAGAUUGAGCCAGCCACCAGCACCCCUCGCUCUACUGCCUCUAGAGAGGACCUCGUAGGUCCCGACGCUUCUGCGUCUCCUCUGUGUGGCCAUAAGGGCCCCAUCGCAGACGGAACCAAAGUCCCUCCCACGCCCCCCUCCCCUAGGAACCUCCUCCCCUACGGACACAGAAAGUGUCACAGCCUGGGCUACAAGUGAGUCACCUCAACACUGCAGGCUCACUUUAGCAUCCAUUACCCCAUAAUCCUCUGAAUUCUAUGCCAUAAUCACCCCUAUGUGCUUUUUUUAGUGGUUUCGCAAAUUUUACUGCAUUGGUUCAUUAUCAUAUGUUUUCUAAUAGUUAUUUUGUUUCUCUGUAGUUUUAUCCAUAAGAUGAAUACAGUGGAGUUUAAGAGCGCUACGUUCCCCAAUGCUGGUUCUCGUCAUCUAUUGGACGACAGCGUCAUGGAGAGCCACACCCCUACAAGAGGACAGGCCGAGAGCUCAACGCUCUCUAGCGGCAUCUCACUGGGUUAGAUAGACACACACACACACACAACUGUGUUUUGAUUCCUGUCUGUUGACUUUGACAAUAACACGUCUGUCUGUCUGUCUGUCUGCAGGGAGCAGUGAAGGUUCAGAACUCAGUGAAGAGAUGUCCUGGCCAGCCUUCGAGAGGUAAGUCUGUACACACACACACACACGAUUUGUGAAGCUCUUUGACCAAAAUUUAGCCUACAGGCAAGCAGCACUCGCUGCCUUCUGAGCUGCUCUCCUCUACUAGUCUCUCUCACUGGCUCCAUGCUAGUGUGAUUGAUGUGCUUUAGUAAUGCCUAGGCUUCAGCUCAGUGGGCGAACACAGUCUUGGCGUGUGCAGACUAUUGAGGUUCAAUCCCAGUAACAGGUCACAGAAGCCCUUAUUUCCGACCGUCCGUUGCUCUGUACCAAAAACACCAGUCCUGAAAGAACCUGAAAAACCUUUUGCAAAAGAACAACCGUCCUGAACCCAACCCUCACACUUUGCCAAAACAACAACAACCUUAACCUUUACGACCUUAACACUAAUCUGAACCUACAUUGUGCUACAAUGAGCUGAGAGAACCCGACCUUAACAGUGUUCCGUGCCCCCACCCUGUGCCUGUCCCACCCUAUCCUCUGCUGAACAGGACUCGGUUCUAUCACUCUCUGGGGCCUGUGACCCGCGUGGCCAGAAUCCCCUACAGAGGAGGCCUGAGGCCCAGCAGGUACACACACAUUAUGCCCCUUCUUCUCCUCUACACUCCUCUCAACACCCUCGCCCCCUUCUCAACCCCCUUUCCACCCUGCCAUCUGCUGCCCCCAUAUCCCACAGCCCCCAUCUCUGCCUGGGGCCACUGUGCUUGUGUGUGUGUGUGUGUGUGUGUGUGUUUGGGGGGGGUGGAUGCUUCUUCUAUCUUUGUGGGGACCUAAAAUCACCAAAAGUCCCCACAAGGAUAGUAAAAAGGAAAAUUCUCCCUUGUGGGGACCUUUCCCACAUCCCCAUGAGGACAAACGCUAUUUUAAGCUUAGGGGUUAGGGUUAAAGUUAGGGUUAUGGUAAGGGUUAGGUGUUAGGGAAAAUAGGAUUUUGAUUGGAAAUUAAUUGUAGGUUCCCACGAGGAAAGAAGAACAUAACGUGUGUGUGUGUGUGUGUGUGUUAUAAUCAGGUGGUGGGCCUCUGUGGUUGAUUCUCCGCUAAACCAGACCAUUUUAGCAACACUCUCGCUCUCCCUGUAUGGCAUCUCUCAUACACAUUUUAAUAACUUGUUUACUGUUCAAACAUUUAUAUGGGAUCGUCAAUGAAUCAUUAUGCAAUAUGGACCCUGCAGGUUUUGUAAGAGAUGACAGAUUCAGAAUGUUCCAGUAAGUUUCCAGUGCUCUGUGUCAGUCAGGGAUGACCUGCCAUAGACUUCUAUUCUAGCUCCAUACAGUUAUGACGGAUUGUGUUCUCUAAUGCUUCACUGGUUUCCUUCUUGCUCCCACUGGCUGUCCUCUUCUUACUCUCUGUGAUCACAGCCAGACAGACUCUGCACUAGAACCUCCCAGGAAUCUAUUGAAAGGAAAAUGCAUCUGUGGAAUUGAUUCAAAGCAAACCAAAUAUUGCUGCUACACAGUUGAUUGAAUAUGCAGAUAGUACAGUUCACAUAUUGAUUAAUUAGGUAACUUCCCUGCUGAUUUCGACUGGCCCUACUUCAGACAAAGUACUUUUUGUAUUUCUGCACAUGUGUGAGUGCAUGUCUGUUUGUGCCUGUGUUUCUGUGUGUGUGUGUGUGUGUGUGUUUAUGUCCUUGUCACAGUGUGUGUGUCUCUGUUUGUGUGUGUUUCUCUGAGUGUGUGUGUGUUGUAACCCUGCUGUGUUCUGCUGUAGCUCGGCAGAGUCUGAGGAGUUAGCGGUGCACCUGUACCCUGGAGCCGUCACUGUACAGGGAGUCCUACGACGCAAGACUGUCCUCAAGGAGGGCAAGAAACCCACGGUGAGAACACGCACACACAGAACAUACUGUACGUACAGACAGAGAGAAAACAUCCAAACUUGUACUGUACAGACAGAGAAGGACACACACACACAGCCAGCCAUCUGUUUUGUCAGGUUUGUCCCUGUAGCCCAGCAGUGCUGCACGUGUAGAGAUGUGUGGAACAGCCAACAGCCAGGCUGUAGAAACACUCUGAAUACUAAACAUAAUAGUACACCUCAGAGACCCGUAAAUACAUUAAAACCACCAGCUCCCUUUUCUGUUUCUCUGCCCUGUCACUGUGCUACCUCUGUUACUGUGCUACCUCUGUUCUCUGUGCUCUUUCUCUGCAGUAUUCCUGCCCUCUUCCUGCUCUCUCUUUCUCUUCCCGCUCUCUCGGCUGUCUCAUCUAUUGCCAUCAUCCUGACUCUUAUUUGUGUUAAAUGAGCUUCUCUCUGCUGUCUCUCUGGGAUGGAAACUCAUCUGGACAUGGUUAUAUGUCUGAGGCUGGCAGGGCUGACAUAAGGUUACGUAAGGGUGGCAUAAGGGUUACUGUAGGUGACGUAAGACCUGUUUUCUUUGAUGUAACAACUUCUUGGUCUAUCUGUAUGAUUCCCUCUCUCUCAUUCUUUCGCAUAUGCUCACACGCAACAUACACACAGUCAAAGCCACACUCCAUUAGUCUUUUAUUCAUCUCUGAGCCUGUGUUUCCUCUCAGCAGUUUAGAACAUAAAUGUUAUUCUCCAACCAACCAGUCCUGGAAAAACCUCCACCCAAACCAUCAAUGAACAUACUCUCUCUCUCUCCGUCCCUCCCUCUCUCUGUCUUGCUCUCCGUCUCACUCUCUCUCCAUAUUUACUUCUUUGUCCCGGUCUCUCUGCUGAAGCAAACAAGCGGAAAACAGAAUUAUAUCUACAGCCAACAUAACCCACAGAUUUCCACUAUAACAGCACUCUUAAAAUAAUGUAUAUUUGCGUCCAUACUGGUCUAUGUAGUUAGCCUAAACUCUGAUAUGUCAAUCUUCAAUAAUGGACUACAGUUAUAAGCAUAUCCUAUUGAUUUAUGUGUACGGUAUGUUGCCCUGAAACUAGUUGUGUGUAUAUUAGCUGUAUCUAUAAAGUUGUAUUGAAUUGAUAGACUGGUGUAAGUGACUACUGCGUGUGACCUAUAAACACUGACCUCUGACCCCUGUGUGUAUAGGUGGCAUCGUGGACCAAGUUCUGGGUGGCUCUGUGUGGAACUCAGCUCUACUUCUACCCUGCGAAGUCCCUAAAGGCCACAGAGAGAAAGCAUGUAAGUCUCUCUCACCCCUUCACAUCAAAUCUUCUCAGCCCUCCCACUCUACACCUCCCUCCCUCCAUCAUCCAGUCUCCCACCAUCAUCCAGUCUCCCUCCCUCACACCAUCCCCUUCCACACACACUGGGUUUCCAGACCUGGCCGUUGCUGCCUCAUUGUUCCAGUGUGAUAAAGCCAGCCAGCAAAUGAAGCAGAGGGAAAGAGGGAGGGUGCAAACAAGUGUGUGUGUUUGGACAGUAUCAGUUUGACAGGGGAACAGGACUCACACAGCAGAUUGGAAACUGCACAGGAGCUCAGAGGAAGGAGGGAGUGAGAGGAAUGAAAACUAGUGGAGCGCCUGAUGAAGGGAUGUUGUCAUGGGCCUGGGGGCUAGCGCAGUGGGAGAGCGAGAUGGAGAGAGGGAUGGAAGUAUUUUAAACGAGUGGAGCGGCAGCUGGUAGCACUCAUUGGAUAAUGAGACCAAGGAUAUAAUCCUAGUCCUCCGUGUCACUCACAGGGUAAUGGGGACCUCGUGGCAGGGAAACACACACAAUCACACACACACACACAGCGCCAUCUUCCCUACAAACUGAGUGCAGUCUGCAGAGACAAUUGUUUUCAAACUCGCACAAAUAUAAACAUUUUCUGUAGUUUGUCUUAGGUGUCAGAAAGAAUACUUGUAUAGGACUAUCAGCAAUAAUAUCAGAAUUCUUUCUCUCUCUUUCUCCAGUUCAAGUCAUCUAGCAGUAAGAGUGUGUGUGUCGUGGGGUUGAUGGCCAUCAUGGCUGACGACCCUGAACAUCCCGACGUCUUCCUGCUCACAGACUCUGAACAUGGUGAGACUACCUGUCAAUCAAACAGCCAAUCACAUACAGACAGGAGUGUUCCGCCAAACUACUUAUCUCCACUCCUCAGAUGGUCUGGAUGUCCUUAGUGUAAAACCUCAACACACCCCAUACAUACUCUCUCACACGCACUAUACACCCAUAUUGUAUGCAAAUGCAAUCACAUGCAUACACACGUGUGCACAGACACACACAGAUGAAGACAAGCGCACGCACACACACACAGGUUCCUGUCUGUCUGACCCAGCAGUAACCCUGUCUGCUAUGUGGACUGCAUGCCUUUCAUAUCUGACAGUCUGUCUUUUUCUUUCUACACACACACAGUCUCCGUCGCUCAUAUGUUCUGCAUUGCGGCAGCUUUACGGCUCCUGCUGUACACAGAUGGGGAUGGGAGACUAGAUUACUGUAACUGUACACGGCUGGACUGGGCAAGGCUGAUACAGAGUCUCUGGGCUGAAUCCCAGUUCUCUGCUACAGUGACAUUUUGUGACCGUGUGUCUCUGUGUUUCCUAGGUAACACCUAUAAAUACCAGGCAGGGAACAAAAUGAAUGCCCUGCUGUGGUUCAAACACCUCAGUGCUGCCUGCCAGAGCAACAGACAACAGGUAACAGACACACACACAUACACAAUCACCCACACAUAUACCCACACCCACCAGCCCUCACACUUUUUUCUCUCUCCAGGUCCCAGCCAAUCUGAUGUCCUUUGAA
Molecule: messenger RNA, 10765 nt
Organism: Coregonus sp. 'balchen'
Lineage: Eukaryota; Metazoa; Chordata; Actinopteri; Salmoniformes; Salmonidae
Source: the annotation of a GenBank genome assembly